AUGUCUUCCCUCGUCUCAGAGUUUCUCAUCAACCCCGUCUUGCGUCAGGCUCGUCGAUUUUCCGAAAUCUCACGAUCUACCUUCACUGGCGAUGGAGGCGACUCGACCGAACACGCUGACGCAGUGAGCGAUUCCGGCCAUCCUGAUAGUCCUGUCUCUGCGCCUGUACCUGUAUCUGUACCCGUACCUCUGCCAGUACCUGAGCCGGCACCGGUGCCGAUCAGCGAGUCUCCCCUCACCAGGCCCCUCAGCGUCUCGACCCAAGAAACAAGAGUUGAAGAACCCGAACCAGUUCCAAUCAUGUCCCAAGAAACUCCCCCCCGCGAUCAUAUCGGGAUUGCUCUGAGCCCGCUCAGCUCUCGUCGGAUUCCCGAAGAUGAUGGUAUGCGCGAGUUGCGAUCCCGGAUCCAUUCGAUCAACGCCCAAGACAUACCCCAAAAUGAUAAAGCGCGGUUAAUCCACGAUAUUCUGUUGGAAGGAUAUAAGUCAUCCAAGACAGUACCGCUUGUAAAGAAAAUCCUCGAGAGUGGUGAAGGCUUGGAUGUACCUCUAUCGCAGUCACCGUCGUCGCCACUAUCGAGGCCGUUGAAGUUCUGGCAGAAUCAACCGGAUGAGGAAAUAUUUAUCUUGAGCGAGGAAGACAAAGCACCGACGUAUGUACCUGUGAAGCCGCCGAAACGACAUGGAAGUGAGACUCCAGUGGAACCUUUAGAGGUAGUACCAGAAACGGAACAACCUCUUGGAUGCCAACACUACGAACGAAACGUCAAGCUCCAGUGCUUCACAUAUUGCGACUGCCCCAUCUGUGGCGAGUACCUCUUCACUUCACCACGGCCUGUGGUCUUCAUGCCUUGCGGUCAUAGUAUUCAUAAGAAGUGCUACGAACAGCAUAUGAAAGUGUCAUACAAAUGCCCGAUCUGCAACAAGAGUCUUACGAACAUGGAGAGUCAGUUCCGAAAUCUGGAUGUUGCCAUCCAGACUCAGCCCAUGCCACCGGAGUUCCGCGACACCACUGCCGUUAUUCUGUGCAACGAUUGCUCCGGAAAGAGUACUGUUCGAUAUCACUGGUUGGGUCUGAAAUGCUCCAUAUGCCGGUCAUAUAAUACGGUAGAACUGAAUAUUGUUGGAGGUGACCGUGCGGUAUCUCAGCCGCCUGCUGAAAUGCAACCGAUUGUAGAAACUGGACGGGAUGCUUCUGGGUCUGUGAGUGGAAACCGAGCACCUAUAACAGUGGGAAACAGGCGCAGGCAUUCGUCUCACGGUGUUGAGGCUCAAUACCGCGCUCCAGAUAGAGUUGCACGAUCAGUGUCCCCUGGCAAUAUGGGUUUCGACUCGAUCAUGGCACACCUGCCACCAGACGAAGAGUCCGAGGACGAUAUCCUUGGAAUUUGGAGAAUCCGCAACCGUGGCAACAAUGCAUCAGAGAAUGACGAAGACUCUGAACUGGAUGAUCUCAGCGACACACUUUCGGACGCUGAAGAGGAGGACGACGAUGAUGAAGAAGACGAAAACGAAAUUGUUCUUAUUGGACAUCGAUGA
Molecule: messenger RNA, 1539 nt
Organism: Fusarium tjaetaba
Lineage: Eukaryota; Fungi; Ascomycota; Sordariomycetes; Hypocreales; Nectriaceae
Product: Zn-finger
Exons: 2
Coding region: 1-1539 (512 amino acids)
Biological process (GO): ubiquitin-dependent protein catabolic process; protein ubiquitination
Cellular component (GO): nucleus
Molecular function (GO): ubiquitin protein ligase activity
Source: RefSeq, a predicted model, not a curated record